Molecule: messenger RNA, 1455 nt
Organism: Saccharomyces mikatae IFO 1815
Lineage: Eukaryota; Fungi; Ascomycota; Saccharomycetes; Saccharomycetales; Saccharomycetaceae
Gene: APM3
Product: Apm3p
Exons: 1
Coding region: 1-1455 (484 amino acids)
Biological process (GO): endocytosis; intracellular protein transport
Cellular component (GO): clathrin adaptor complex; cytoplasmic vesicle
Source: RefSeq, a predicted model, not a curated record
AUGUAUUUAUCAUUUUACAUUACAGAUAUAAAGAACAAACUUGUUUUUCAGUAUCUUUUAGGUGCAACAGCACCCUCAUUCAAGCACCUAUGGACCCGCAUUCUAUCCACAUGUCCUCAAUUACUAGAAGAUAGCAGUAGUGAUACUUAUUUAGAUCAUGCAAUGGUUGGGAGAGAUCUUGAGGUCUAUAAGUAUUUUUCGAUUACCAAUAAACUCAAUUACUGGUGCUUAACAUCCACUGCCAAAUCAAAAGGUCCACUUGAUUGUUUUACUUUCUUGGAAACUAUAGACUAUAUCCUUUUAGAGUAUUUUGAUAAGGAUAAAUUGAGUAUCAAGAAACUAGUUAAUAACUAUGACAGAAUCAGUUUAAUCUUUAAUUGUUGUAUCGAAGCCGGUGAACCAAACGUUAGUGAUAUGCUCUACGUAAAUAAAAUUAAAGAAGCAGUUCCUGAAAGAUCCGACUUAUCGAAGUUAAUAAGUUCGACUGCUCAUAAUUUACAACAGGCUGUACAACUUCCACAGCAAAGACAACAACAGUUACAACAAAAUCAGUUUUCUCGUGGUAGCAGCUUACACGUUGAAAACGAAGAGAUUGUUCCCUGGAGAACGUCAAGAGCAAGUAAACAUGAAAAUAAUGAGCUUUACUUGGAUUUGUUAGAGACGUUUCAUGUUGUAUUUGAAAAAAAAAAAUCACAUAUAAGGUUGGUCAAUGGAAAUAUUCAUGGAACAUUGGACGUGAGAUCUUAUCUGAAUGACACUCCUUUAGUUUUGGUGAAGUUGAACACGAUGGGAAACGAUAUAGGCAUACCUAGUUUACAUGAGUGUGUUGAAAUCAAUGAUGGUGGUGUUUUCUCUCCUUCCAAUAUCACAUUUAUACCACCAGAUGGGAAGUUCAGGCUAUUAGAAUAUUGCGUAGAUUUGGAUUCUCAAGUAAUAAAAUCGGGGGUGAGGAUGAAGUCUAUUGGCCUGGUCUCGUUACACUUUCAAAACGGGUUGGGUAAAGAUUCUGAUGAAUUUGAGCUUUCUUUAAAUAUUGAAAACUUAAAAAACGUUUCACAAGUUGAUGAUCUAAAGUUAGAUUUACAAUUUAAUGUUGAAAAUUCUGAUUCAAAUGAGGUAGCGUAUAAGAUUAAAAUUUUACGCAAUACUCAUGGUCGUUUUGAAAAUAGCAUUAUCAUGGGACAGGGUCAAUGGAUUUUUGAUAAAUCAACUGCGACAGGAACUGUGCCUGUGCUACAUGGCUGUAUUGAGUACGAAACUGGUAGGUCAAAUGACCAAAAAAAUGUUGAUUUACAAACAGUCUCAUUGGAAUAUUCAUAUGUGGGACAGUCUGCUAGUGGUAUCUAUGUAGAAGCCAUCGAUAUUUUAUCCGGAUUGACAAUUGGCAAAAACACGAAGCUAUACAAAGGUGCAAAGUAUAAAACCCAGACAGGCGAUUAUCAAGUGAGGCUAUAG